Lycium ferocissimum is the source of this 1544-nucleotide messenger RNA. Its product is annotated as protein BASIC PENTACYSTEINE6-like. The record is from RefSeq and is a predicted model, not a curated record. Gene Ontology annotation, biological process: response to ethylene. Bases 328 to 1266 code for a protein of 312 amino acids. NCBI's taxonomy places the organism in Eukaryota, Viridiplantae, Streptophyta, Magnoliopsida, Solanales, Solanaceae. Gene Ontology annotation, cellular component: nucleus. The transcript has 4 exons. Gene Ontology annotation, molecular function: DNA-binding transcription factor activity; sequence-specific DNA binding.
UUCCUCUUUGCUCUUUUCUUUCAACUACUGUUCUUUCCUACACUGAUAUUUUUAUCUCCUUCAAGUUAGGGUUUUUGAGUUUUGACUCUUUUCUCUCUUUAAUUUUUCUUUUUCAAUUAUGUACCAGCUCUACUAUGUUCUUUAUGAUACAGCUUUGACUAAGAGAAUGCAGAUCUGAAUCGAUUGGUAGUCGGUAAGAUUUCUAUUGCUGGAUUCGUUUAUUAGCUCAAAGCUCUGAAUGGGUUGGUUUUUCCUUGAUGAGUACAUGUCAGUUUUGUUGGAUUGAAGGCUGACACUGAUUUGACAUCGACUACCUGGAUAUAUCAUAUGGAUGACAGUGGACAUCGCGAUAAUGGUAGGCAUAAACCGCCUCAGGGUCAGUGGUUGAUGCAGCAUCAGCCAUCAAUGAAGCAGAUAAUGGCCAUCAUGGCAGAAAGAGAUGCUGCCAUACAAGAAAGAAAUCUGGCCCUUUCGGAAAAAAAGGCUGCCUUGGCGGAGCGUGACAUGGCUAUCCUGCAGCGAGAUUCCGCACUAGCAGAACGAAAUAAUGCCAUCAUGGAGCGGGAUAACGCCAUUGCUACUCUUCAGUAUCGAGAAAACUCGAUGAAUGGCAGUCAGAUUAAUGCCCGUGGAGUGAAACACAUGCACCAUCCUCAACAACAUGUACAUCAUCAGCCACAUAUGGGAGAACCAACCUAUAUGAAUGAAGCCAUACCAGUUUCGCCACCUGCUCCGGAGCCCACAAAGCCCCGUCGGAACAAAAGAGCUAAGGAGCCAAAGGCAGCGACAGGUCCCAAGAAGAUUCCAAAAGCAUCCAAGAAAGUGAAAAGGGAAACCGAAGAUCUUAACCAAACAUCAUUCGGCAAAUCUCAGGAGUGGAAGGGUGCACAAGAAAUGGGCAGUGCAAGCGAUGAUGUGUCAAAACCGGAUUGGAAGGAUCAGGACCUCGGGCUCAACCAAGUUUCUUUCGAUGAAACAACCAUGCCAGUUCCAGUUUGUUCCUGCACCGGAGUUUUAAGACCUUGCUAUAAAUGGGGAAAUGGAGGCUGGCAAUCCUCCUGUUGCACGACCAAUUUGUCGAUGUAUCCACUACCAGCUGUCCCAAACAAGCGACAUGCCCGAAUUGGUGGUCGAAAAAUGAGCGGAGGUGCAUUCACCAAGCUGCUUAGUCGCCUUGCAGGAGAAGGCCAUGAUUUAUCAAAUCCAGUUGAUCUUAAGAACCACUGGGCAAAACAUGGGACAAACCGCUACAUCACCAUCAAAUAAUUGCUUCGAAGUCUUCAAUCUAGGACGGUACUUGCGUCAUUUACAUAUUAUGUCCCCGUUAGUUCAUCACAUUUCUUUAGCCCCUAUGUAAGUUUGUCGUCAUCCUAAAGUGUCAGUUGUUUAAAUCAUCACCUGGAUUCGGAGUUGGAUCAACGGGAGAUAACUGUAAAGACAAAGCACUGUAUUCAGGGCACUUUCUGUUGCAGCAACGUUGAUUGUUAAUUUAUUGAAUAUUUAGUAUGAUGGCUAUAUAAGAUGCUUGGCUCUGUUUAUAGUAA